This is a messenger RNA of Rotaria sp. Silwood2, 1089 nucleotides long. NCBI's taxonomy places the organism in Eukaryota, Metazoa, Rotifera, Eurotatoria, Philodinida, Philodinidae. The record is from the annotation of a GenBank genome assembly.
AUGCGAAAACGAAGUGAUGAUUUAAAUUAUUCUAUGAAAGAUGUACUCAUUCUAGAUUCGACAUCUUCAGCAAAAUUUAGUCGUCAUUUAAUUUUUCAAACAAAAGAUCCAUUCUUAGAUAAUCUUUCUGUUGGUAAAUUUGCUGAUCUCAUCCUAGAAGAUAUUCAUGGUUGCUUAAUCAAUCAUCAAUGUUCAGCAGUUCAUAAUAUUUCAUCAUUUCAAAGUCAACAAACACAAUCAUAUUCAGAUUCAUUAGUUUUUGCUAAAAAUCUUCUUGUUACAAUUGAAUCAUGUUUAUUUCGAUUUGAACAAUGUAAAUGUAUUGAUGAUUAUUCCCAACUUCGUUUUAAAGAUAUUAUUGAAUUUAUUGUAAAAAAAAGUGAUGGUAGUGGAUUAACAUGGUUUUGUGAUAUGAGUGUUUAUACAAAAAAUCGUGCAUUUCGAUUACUUCGUUCAAGUAAAUUUGAUAAACAAGAGUGUUUUACUGUUGCGCCUGAAAACGAAUGGAGACCAAACAUACGACGUUCUCAUCCAUAUUCAUCAAGUGAACCAAGUGAAGCUGAACGUCAAACAUUUAUGGCUUCAUUAGUUUAUUUCAAUAAACCUAUUCGACGUUUUAUUUAUGUUGAUGAUGUGAAAACCACUAGUACAAAAUCUGUUAUUUCACGUUCUCAUCAAUCAUCAUAUGUAACAGAGGAUCUACAAAAAGUGACAUUAGAUUAUCCUGAACUUGUUAAUUUUAUGAUGAAUAUAGCACGAGAUAAAAAAGAUGAUGGUAAUAAUAUUAUUCGUAUAAGUCGUUUAUAUAAAGCAAAAGAAGUUCAAAAUGAUUUUCGAUGGGAAAUUGGUUUUAUGUAUGUGGGUGAUUAUAAAUAUUGUGAACGAAUUCAACGUCAUCAUAAAAAUAAUAAUAUCUAUUUUGUAGUUGAUAUGCGUAAAGGAACAUAUCGUCAAAAAUGUCAUGAUACAGAUUGUAAAGCUUUUCAAGGUAUUGAGCAAAUAUUACCAAUAAAUGCAACACCUUGGUUAACAGUAGUCAAUCAAGAAUGGGAUAAUCAAAGUCCAAAAUCAAUGAAAGAAACACUCUAA